AUGGUCGCUCUCUCGGGGGCAUAUCUUGUGGUGGACAAACUGCAGGGCAACAGCAGCAGCAACUCCUUCAUGCAGCAACUGCGCAGCUAUACACAACCAGACCGCGGCACACGACAGCCCUCGCCGGUGUCGAACGAGAAACAAGCCGCCUCCAACGAGGGACCGUCCUACGUGGACGCCCUGCCGCCGCCGCGCCGCCAGGCCCUGGCCGCGCUCCCGCUCGCCGUCCCCUACCAAAUCAUCGACGAGGCCGAAAUCAAGCAGCACAUGCUACCCAUGACGGCCGACUUCCGGGCCAGCCCCGACAGACGCUACACCCCGACGGGCUUCUCGGUCGCCGAGCUCAAAGCCCUCGGCAACUUCCCGGACUACGCGACCCUCAGCGGCGUGCCCCUGCCGCAGCCGUACCCGGACUUCGACAUCGACCGGGCCCGGCCCCGGCCCUAUCGGCCGUUCCGCUGGGCGUACCAUCAGACCAUGUCGCUCACGAAGAUGGAAACCGACUGGUGGAUCGAGCUCGAGAGCACGUACCGCGCGCGGAUCGCGCAGCGCCGCGCCCUGUACGCGCAGCACGGCAGCGGCGUGCUGGGCGCGCUGCCGGGCGCCGAGCUGGCCUGCAAGGAGCUGAUGGAGAUGGUGCUGCAGUUCGUGUGCGCGCGCUACCCGCAGUAUUUCGCCCUCGAGGACCGCCGCAUCCUCCACAACCGCAUCCUCGGCGUCACGGAGGAUGUCACCGCCCGCCCCCCGCUCGAGGUGCUCAUCGACCACAUCCCCGAGGAUUUCGGCAUCAUGCUGCGCGACGAGACCACGGGGUACUACUUCCUGCGGGCCGGCGUCGUCUGCUCCUCGUUGGGCUGGAAUGUCGGCAAGAAGAUCGGGAUGCAGCUGCAUGAGAUCCAUGCGACGAUUCCGGAUUAUAAGGAGAAGAUGCGGUUUUCGAUGGAUCGGUUCUUCACCAAGAUGCCCGCCGAUAAGCCGAUCCAGCGCGGGUCCUGGGGUCUGGAGGUGGGCGAACCCCUGUACAUGCCCCAAGGCGAUCCGCACGAGGCAUUGCGGCUGUCCCAGGACCCGGCCCUGAAAUUGGAGGACUGCAACCUCCGCGUCGACUGGCAGACGCUGCGGCGGCUGCCGCUGUCGGCGGCCGUGGUCUUCAACUUCAAGGCGCUGUUCACCCCCGUCACCGAGUUCCGCGACGAGCCGGGGGUGCCCGCGCUCGCGGCGACGGUCCUGAAACACGGGAAGAAGAAUCUGAUGGAGUACAAGGGGACAUGGCAUGUAGAGCAUGUGGUUCUGCCAAAUUUAGAGAAAUGGGCCCAAGAGCAGGAGGAGAGUGGUCUGGUUCCUAGGGGGUGGGAGGUGGCGACUCUGGAGGAUAGUCCGUGGUUCAAGGGGUGGCAGGACAAGUGGCAUCGGCAGCAGGGGUUUUAG
Molecule: messenger RNA, 1428 nt
Organism: Aspergillus uvarum CBS 121591
Lineage: Eukaryota; Fungi; Ascomycota; Eurotiomycetes; Eurotiales; Aspergillaceae
Product: heme-dependent oxidative N-demethylase family protein
Exons: 3
Coding region: 1-1428 (475 amino acids)
Source: RefSeq, a predicted model, not a curated record